Molecule: messenger RNA, 783 nt
Organism: Lentinula edodes (shiitake mushroom)
Lineage: Eukaryota; Fungi; Basidiomycota; Agaricomycetes; Agaricales; Omphalotaceae
Exons: 4
Coding region: 1-783 (260 amino acids)
Source: RefSeq, a predicted model, not a curated record
AUGCCGCUAUCACAAGUUCAAGAUACCUACCUUCGCAAUACCCUGUCGAUGACCCCGUCCGCAAACUACGUGCUGUACCUCUUCCGUGGUGUAUGGGUUCCUUCAUGCAAACUUGAAGGGCAGGAGAAGAAGAAGAAGUUACAAGGCCAGCGAUUGGUUGACAUGCUGAACUGGGAGGUUCAACCCGUUAGCUGUCAACAUCGGCACACCAUGUAUUACACCUCCCGACACAUGAAUAUCACCUUUGACACAAGCCCCAAACAUCUGCCUUUAGCCGGAGCUGCCAAUGUCGAACAACCCGCGCUUCCAAAAACCUCCGCCACGACCAAGAACCCACAAGAGAAACCCAGUGCUCCGCAACCGCGUACGGAGCGGCCGCCCCCUACCCCGCUCGAAGAUCAUACGGGACUGGGUGAACUAGAUACCAGAACCAUAACCAACGCCAAACCAAAAUACAAACAGUAUCACAAGUUCAGACGAGUAGAAGGAUGGGAAGAUCAUCUCAAAUGGCUCGCCAUGCCACGAGAAGGCGAAGAAGAUGCUGUCAAGGAGGAUAUGUUGCUCACCAAGUUCUUUACUCAGUGGUUGCGUCAUGGACUUGGAACGUUACCCGCUCCUACAGAUGCACAAGAACAGGUCCUCUCGGAAGAUAUGCAUCCCUGUACGAUCGACUUGGCCAUCAGCCGUCUCUCACCCAUCAAACAGGCAUGCAUUUACUCCCCCGGUCACCCACAGCAUGAAGACCAUUCGACUUCCUACAAAGACACGGCCGACGCCCGGUGA